AUGACGGAUCAAUUUGCUUUCUCGUACCCAUCGCCAUUGGAGGGCUAUGAGGACCUCGAGCCGCUGUCUGAAGAGAGAAACGACGACGGCAAAUCAUUCAAAAACCCCCAGCACGGCGUUCUCAGCAAAGCCUACGAAGAAUUCCCAGACCCGUUGGCCAAAGACCGACGCGGCGGAUUCGACAUCCACAUCUACCACUUCCAGAGCAACCCAGAUCAAGCCGCAUAUGCGCGGGCACUAUACGAACGUAUCCGUCGCGAAUUCCCCGAACUACGAAUCUACACCUUUUUCGACAAACCCAUCGGUCCCCACCCGGUAGCCAUGUUCGAAGUCAACCUAUUCACGCCGGCGCAGUUUGGCGCUUUUGUUCCGUGGCUGAUUAUUAAUCGCGGUCCUUUGAGUGCACUGAUCCAUCCUAAUACUCAUGAUGAGUCGGAGGAAGAGAGGAAUCAUACGCAAAGGGCGACGUGGUUGGGAGAUCGGAUUCCGUUGGAUUUGAGAAUUUUCAAGUUGAUGAAGGAGCGGGAGAAGCAGAAGGAAGAGGAGGCUGAGAAAGCGAAGGGUGAAAAG
Messenger RNA from Penicillium atrosanguineum, 570 nucleotides. RefSeq names its product DOPA 4,5-dioxygenase family protein. The record is from RefSeq and is a predicted model, not a curated record. Lineage: Eukaryota; Fungi; Ascomycota; Eurotiomycetes; Eurotiales; Aspergillaceae. The transcript is spliced from 4 exons. The annotation marks the transcript as partial.